AAGAAGCGGGCAGGGCCGGGCGGCGGCCGGCGGGCGCGCCGGGUCCCGCCUCGCCCCCAGCGGGGAGGGCGCUGCUGAGAGCUGCCGGAGGGGCUGCCACCGCGCCAAGCCCCUCCCGGUGAACCCGGCGUUACCGUCUGCAGCACUGCUUUCAGUGCUCUCCCCCCCCCGGGUCAGUUUUUGUGAAGCCUUGUAACAAAGGUGUUCUUCCCUGGAGCUGGGAAGUGCGGGUUCCAGCACCCUCUGGCUGGGAGACGGGGGAUUUCUGUCUUAGCUCGCCAGCGAUACUCGUUAAACUGCUGUGGCUCCACUGUUGUUAAAAUAGAGCUCAUACUGCGACUGACUUGGUUUCUGUAGACAAAAAAAAAAAAAAAAAAAAAAAAAAAAAAAAAAAAAAGGAAUUUUACUAAUACAUAAAACAAUAUAAAGGGUUUCCGGCUGGCAUCGUGUCUCUGACACGGGCCAGUUAUACAUCUAGUGAUACAGUAUUUUGUAGGACAAGGUUCAGGAAAACUGCUGCUCUGUUAUAUUCUUUGAGCUCCCAGUAACUCAGUUCUAAGGCAGUAAAUGUAACGUGGUUCUUGAUUUAAUCUUCAGGAACGUUAUUAAGCAGUAAUGGUUGCUCCUGGUAGUAAGGGUUACAAUUGCUUGUUCUUCAAAGUAGGUAUUUUUUAACGGGAGCAUAAUCUUUGGACUAGGGAUUGUGUUGGGUGCACUUUGUAGAGCCUUUAAAUCUUAGUUUAAAACACAUUAAUAUCAUCUGAUGCUUUUAAGUGGAUAUAUUCGUUUUAAAUCUGGUCCUAAAUGUAUGUUUUUGUAGGCAUUAGAGAAUGACGUUUACGCCAUUCUCAGAGUCACUAGCUUACUACUUUUCAGUUUUUGUCUACUUUAAAUGCAGUCAGUCACCCUGAUGUUUGUAGGGAACUCUUUUCUUGAUGAUAUCACAGAUUUAGUUUUUAUUUUUCCUACUUAGAGUAUCUUCCUUGAUCUCAUUAUGAAAAAAUGUUUAGAAAAGGAAAAAAACGACAUAGUAGCAGCAGCUCACAAAGCAGUGAAAUCAGUACUAAAAGCAAGUCUGUAGAUUCCAGUCUUGGGGGACUUUCCAGGUCUAGUACUGUGGCUAGUUUAGAUACAGACUCCACAAAAAGUUCAGGACAAAGCAAUAGUAAUUCUGAUACCUGUGCAGAAUUCAGAGUUAAAUAUGUUGGUGCCAUUGAAAAAUUGAAAUAUAAUGAGAGCAAAAAUCUAGAAGGGCCAUUGGACUUGAUAAAUUACAUAGAUGUUGCACAGCAAGAUGGAAAGUUACCUUUUGUCCCAGGUGAAGAGGAGUUUAUUAUGGGAGUUUCCAAAUACGGCAUUAAAGUUUCGACAUCUGAUCAAUAUGAACAAGCACAAGCUAUUUGCAAAGUGUUAUCUACAGCCUUUGAUUCAGUUUUAAUGUCGGAGAAAUCCUGAUUUUCUUCAGCAGCGUGUGACUCUAGUACAAGAGGCCUUUGUGUGUGUGUGAGGAGGAAACGGGGCUCCUCUGUGAUGCUGCAGACUGGCCACUUAAACACACAAACUCUGCAAAGUUACUGUGCAAAAAAAAGAGCCAUGCCACCCUGUACACGGUACUUUGUCAUUCCCCAAACAUGACUUGAAGAAAUCAUUCUGCCUUCAGUUUCCAGGACAAUACAGAGUUUUAUAUUUAACAUGUAUGUUUUUUCCUAAAUCAUUAUUUUGUAUAUUAAUGUCAAUAUUGUAGAAAUGUACAAUAAAACUGACACUUGCUUCUAA
Messenger RNA from Rhea pennata, 1776 nucleotides. RefSeq names its product integrin subunit beta 1 binding protein 1 (gene ITGB1BP1). Gene Ontology annotation, biological process: negative regulation of focal adhesion assembly; negative regulation of substrate adhesion-dependent cell spreading. The transcript is spliced from 5 exons. Gene Ontology annotation, molecular function: integrin binding. NCBI's taxonomy places the organism in Eukaryota, Metazoa, Chordata, Aves, Rheiformes, Rheidae. Gene Ontology annotation, cellular component: lamellipodium; cytoskeleton; cell periphery. The record is from RefSeq and is a predicted model, not a curated record. Bases 1003 to 1455 code for a protein of 150 amino acids.